This is a messenger RNA of Phytophthora infestans T30-4, 687 nucleotides long. RefSeq names its product cysteine protease family C48, putative. Bases 1 to 687 code for a protein of 228 amino acids. Lineage: Eukaryota; Oomycota; Peronosporomycetes; Peronosporales; Peronosporaceae. Gene Ontology annotation, molecular function: cysteine-type peptidase activity; deNEDDylase activity. The transcript is spliced from 2 exons. Gene Ontology annotation, biological process: proteolysis. The record is from RefSeq and is a predicted model, not a curated record.
AUGAAAUCCUUGUGGGGGCUACAAGAUACUUGUCGCAAUGCUGUUCUUUGCUGUACCUGGUUGAAUAGCACUUGUUGGCCGUAUACACCGCUGGUUGGGUUCGGAUUCGACCUGACGUACAACAAUCUCUUUUGCUUUCGAGAUUCCGCUUGGCUAAACGAUAAUGCCAUGCGUGCUUUUGCGGUUUGUCUCGCACGGUACAAGAACAAUUGUACAGUCGUCAUUCCGCCCCCAAAAAACGCCAAAGAUGCCAAGAAUGGAACCCAACCAAAGGCCACCAAAAGUCGUAUCUCUACAAGCACGCUCGACAAAUUUGGUGAAAGUGUUGCCUUGCACCAAUUCGUGCUUCUUCCUAUCAAUUUUGGUGGCACGCAUUGGGGAUGCCUCGUGGUUGACCGAGACACCAAGGUUAUCAAGAUGUACGACAGCAUGGGCGGUAAGAGAAACAAGAAACGGUUGCAGAAGAUGGCUGAAGAAAUCCGUACUGGGCCUCUACGUGACGAUUCCUACGAAGCUUUGGAAGUAACCGAGCCGGUGCAAACGGACAGUGACAGUUGCGGUGUGUUUGUGUGCCGGUUUUUUUGGACUUGCGUGAGCAGCGAAUCCCCCAGCGAUGUGUCCCCAGCUGGUAUUACGAAGCUGAGGUGGGAGAUGCUGCACGCAGUCAUGAAGUUGAGGCCGCGCUAG